AUGGUCCUUGUCGCCAUCCUCGUCGACAUCCAUACUUUUACUCACGUCAUACACUCGCUGCAGAUGGCUACGCAGCAGUGCCUCUUCGUACCCUUGUCGGCGGGUGGCGAGGUCAGGCUCGUCCAGAGAAAGCUAUCCAAGGCCCUGGGCCUCUGGGCAGCCGCGUAUAUGGAGCAGUCAUGCCGCGAUUGGGUGGUCAUGUAUCUCUUCUGCCAAAUGUCCCUAAGCCUCUCCUCUCUUCAGAUGCUCCCGGUCCUCGCGGGCUACCCGCCGCGGCUCGCCUGCGACGGCCCCGUCACGCGCCAGCAGGAGCUGGCGGCCGACGAUGAGCUCAAACGCAGCCCGGGGGCUCACAGGUUCGCCUGGCAGAUCAUGGAGCACGCAGAGACACUCUCCGACACCAUCCCAUCCCCGUGGCUGCCGGUGGCUGUAUUCUACGCCGGUUUGGUGAUCUGGCGCUGUUCCGUUUUGAAGCUCGACAGCAGCACCACUGGCCAUGGUUCGAGAAAGGUCCUGCUCCUCUUCAUCGAGGAACUCAGGAGGAUGCCCUGGCCGUGUUGCACCACAAUGGUCCUUACUUUAGAGGCGUUGAUGAAUUGA
Molecule: messenger RNA, 600 nt
Organism: Colletotrichum higginsianum IMI 349063
Lineage: Eukaryota; Fungi; Ascomycota; Sordariomycetes; Glomerellales; Glomerellaceae
Exons: 1
Coding region: 1-600 (199 amino acids)
Source: RefSeq, a predicted model, not a curated record